GUCAUGAGUUGUGUCACGUGACUUGGUCUGUACUCGCUAACGUGCUUGUUCCAAAAUAUUCGGAAUACUAUCGUUGUGUACAACAUAUCAGAAAAGAAUCGUCUUAGUUGACACCGAUUUACGACCCCAACUGAAAGAUUACCUCAUUUGGAGUACAAGCCACAGAAAGGUGUUUCAUGGAACUAUGAAUUGCGGGUAAUAACCUGGACUACAAAUCGGCCACGAGUUCCACAGUAAAGCCUCUGUUGUGCACUGAAGGUGAAGUCUGUGGGACCUUAUCUUGCUGAAGGGAAUGGUGGGAGGGUGGCGGAGUCACUCUGAAUGCAGGCCAGGAAACUGUUGGUUACAAUUGUGUAACCCCACUCUGACAAUGAGAGCUGGUCAAGCACCAAUAGGAAAUGGAGGCUUGUGUGUCGUCUGCUUCUGUGUGGAGAUGAAUCACGAUUGUACAAAAUGUGAAAUCUAUAGAUAAGGAUUCUGCUUCAAGGUUAUAUGAGACAAGAUCUUCCCAAGGAUGGAUAACAAUAUAUGUAAAUGAGAUGCAGGAAGGGUUAUCCUUCUGAAUAGUUUCUUUUUUUAAAACAAGGAUUGUUUUGUGUUAUUUAUCAUGGAGGAAGAUCACUUGGCAAGUAUUGGCAAGCAUAAGUGUAAUUCUUCGCAUUAGUGCAAGAUUAUGGCUACAAAAAACCAGCCAUUUCAAAACAAGCCUGAUCUUGACACUGUCCGAGAGCGAGCCAUGCAGGCAGUGGAGUACUACCAGCAACAAGUGGCACCAACAUACUCGAGUAAAAGUGUCAGUCGGUCGGGGGGUUACUCCGGCAGCCAUUCUAACAUAGACCGUAAGGAUUAUCUUGAAGGAUAUGCACACUCCUCCACCGAGGAUGCCUUGAAUUCAGGGAUUGUACCUGCCUCGUCUAAUAACUUCUAUCGUGCUCAAAUGAAAGCAGGAAUUAUUGAUAUGCGUAGCUCGAUGAGCGAGCGGAUAGGAACUGGUAGAAGUCGAGCAAGGACGUUCCAUGGCCCUCAUGGUCACACGAACAGAACACGAACUCAAAAUUUUAGCAUAGAUAAAACCAAAACACCAUCUAAACCCUCAAUUCCCCCAAAACCUGUAGAGAAAUCCUCUUCCUCAUCUCGAAGGACUAGUCGUGGUUUGUACCGAAGCAAUAGUAACCUUGAGAUGGACACAGUGGAAGUUGUGGAAGAGGGCCUUCCGCCUGGAACAAUUCAUCGGGAGUAUGGUAGCACCUCCUCCCUAGAUCAGCUGGGUACUAGCACAGAGAACUUCUUUGCUAUGUUGAGGGGCUACCAGAAUGAGAACCCAGAUCAAAGAAGUCCUGCUCCGCCCCAGUUGCAGGAAGUGCUUCGUGGCAAGGCCGAUGCCAAAGGACGCUUUCUUAAUGGUGCUGCAAUGAUGGACAAGGAGUCAGAAGAAAUUAGUGAUAGUCCCAAAGGGAAAAACAAAUCAAAAUUCAAGGAUAGGAAAGCACGUGCUAAGUCAAUAACUGAUGGUAAUCCUGGCAUUCUGAAGAAAGUGUUCGGUGGUAAGCCGGAUGCUGAUGUCACAGGGAAAACAGACUGUAGCUUUCCCGAUGACGGUAGGGCGGAGGAACGGUAUAGAAGGAAAGCUCUGGCACACUUUGAUUGUCAGAGUGUUGGUGUGAAUUUGAGUGAUAUAAAGAACAAGAAUCAUUCAGGGAUUAUGAAAAACACUGCCACAGGUGCUUCUGCUGCCUCCUUCAACAGGAACAGUUACGCAGGAGACAAGGACGACCCAGACAUUAUUGCUGGGACCGAUGAAGGGGACGGCAAGAGCAAUGAGCUUGUGUUGUCGUGUCCUUUCUUCCGGAAUGAGAUCGGUGGUGAAGAGGAGAGGGUUGUGAGUCUGACGAAGCUGACUGCCCAGAAGCGUGUGCAGGGUGGCAGCAGCAGCAAUCAUGUUCAUAGUGCAAUGUCUUGGUAUCGACAUCCUGCGUGUUGUGGGGUGGCUGUGCUGGACUCUUCACCUGCCCCUUCUGGACAUGUGUUACCUCCCCUUAUCUCUCACAAAGGUCAUGUGAUUGAAUAUGUGGAUUAUGGAGCAUAUUACUAUCGGCACUUCUUCUUUGGCUAUGAUCAUCAGAACUUCUUUGGCAGUGAUGACAAUCUUGGGCCACUUGCAAUCAGUAUUCGCCGGGAGAAGGUUGACGCAGAGGAGCGGACAAACCAUCUUGGCAAACCAGACUAUGGGUUUUAUCAGUAUAGAAUCAUCUGCAGAACAAGUGAGCUGACAACAAUACGAGGAUCUGUGAUAGAGGAUGCCAUCCCCUCGUCGAGUCGGCUCAGCAGUUCGCGUGGUGUGCCCAUCAAGGAAGUCCUGGAGUUUUCCCUGCCGGAAGUGCAACUCUCCUCCCUCAAACAGGCCACACCAGGCCAGAAAACAGCUGAACAGCUGCUGAAGGUGGACGAACAAGGGAUCAGCAACACAUACAAGGUGGGGAUCAAGUACUGCAAGUCCGGGCAAGCCUCUGAGGAGGACAUGUACAAUAAUGAGCACAGCUCGCAAGCUUUCGAAGAAUUCCUCAAACUCAUCGGGAAGAAAGUCAAGUUAAAAGGUUUCGACAAGUACAGAGGAGGACUUGAUUGCAAAACUGACUCCACAGGAACCCACUCCUACUACACAACUUUUGAAAACUGCGAGAUCAUGUUUCAUGUCUCCACCAUGCUGCCCUUCACACCAAACAACAGGCAACAGCUGUUGCGCAAGCGGCAUAUUGGGAAUGACAUCGUGACAAUCGUGUUCCAAGAGCCAGGGGCCCUCCCCUUCACGCCCAAGACAGUGAGGUCGCAGUUCCAGCACGUGUUCAUCAUUGUCCAGGUGCUCAGCCCCAACACAGAGAACGUCCAGUACAGAGUUUCUGUCACAAGAUCCAAAGAUGUGCCACCGUUUGGUCCGCCCAUACCUGAAAAUGCUUCAUUUACAAAAUCUGCUGAAUUUGUUGAUUUUCUUCUUGCAAAAGUGAUAAAUGCUGAGAAUGCUGCACACAAAUCUGACAAGUUCCGAGCAAUGGCGUCACGCACACGCCAGGAGUACUUGAAGGAUCUCGCAGCCAACUACAGUUCAGCAAACUCCUUAGACUCAGGGUCCAAGCUGAGUAAGUUUGCGCUGGGCAGUGGACGCAAGAAGGAGAGAAGCAAGCAGAAAGUGGUUCCUGAUCUCUUUGCUAAGGGCGCCAUUGUCUGGAAUGUGCAGAUCGAGGACUACAGCAACGCGUCGCAGGUGGAGUGCCUGUUGGCCAUGGCGGCUGAUACUGUGGUUCUGAUGGAGGAGGGCAGCAAAUACAUCAUCUUCACCAUCCCCUGCGGCACUGUCAUCGGCUGGACGUUACAGGGCUCCAGUUUACGCCUGUACUUCAACCAAGGGGAGUUUGUUCUCCUUAGACCACUCAGUGGCGAGAGGGAGGAGAUGGAUGAAAUAAUCAGUCGUCUGUCGGCCAUUACACAGGGAUCAGAGACAUUGGAGAUCAACCUGCGUCGGAACGGCCUGGGUCAGCUCGGCUUCCACAUCCAGUCUGAGGGCAUUGUGACGGAGGUGGAGGAACAUGGGUUUGCCUGGUCCGGAGGCCUCAGGAAAGGCAGCCGAUUGGUUGAAAUAUGCAAAGUGGCGACAGCUACACUUACUCAUGAACAGAUCGUAGAUCUACUCCGAACAUCACAGCCUGUUAAGGUGGUUGUUGUGCCCCCUCUUGAAGAUGGAUCACCAAGAGGCUUCCUUACCCUCAACUCGCACUUCCAUUAUUCUUCCAUGGGGGCGCUGAAUGCCCUUAUUCUCUCUGAGCGUGUUCACACUCAGAAAGAGACUAAGUACAACAGCCAGAGAAGCUCCCUAACACUGCCGUUACAGAGAAAGUCUAGGGGAGGUGGCGACAUGAAGACCCCAUCCCCACGAAGUAUCCCAGUGUCACAACAUUCAUCAGAUUACGAACUAAACAAUCGUUACCCAACUCACGCAUACACGGAUUCCACGUUGUCGUCUGGUCGGGGUUCUGAUGAUGGCCGACUGUCCCACUACAGUCAACCUCAGCAGGAUGUUUACGAGACAUAUCGCACAAGGGGAGGCAACCCUGAUGGCCAUGUGAGCUCUGGUGACGAGUUACACUCGAGAAGUGGAUCACAUGAUAGCUCGGAUUAUUCUCUAUCGGGAAGUGGCAAUAAACAGUGGAAUCACCGCGGCAGCAUCCAGGGUCAAUCGGCCGCUCAGGUUGGAAGGAGAGGAGAGACUUCAUCGGGGAUGGAGGCAGUGUCCCAGAAUUCCUACCUUACGAGCACAGAGAGUAUCUACAGUCAGACGUCAGGCACCUCCAAUUACGGUACCCAACGCCGCAACUACCACCAGAUGGACUACUCCUACACCGGCCUGCCUCUCACUGGCAACAUUGCACUGGAGUUACUGAAACAGACGCAGAAUACCAAGUACCUCCUACGUCAGGGCAACGAACUAGCAUUGGCCAAUCAGCAACAGGAUCAGCUGCCGACCAACUCGGCAACAAACUUAAGUCAAAUCAGCGAGGGGUCGUCCUACUCGAGUGGAUCAUCACAGAUUCAUGCAGGUCACAAGAGUCAGAGUGACAACAGGCUCAACAAUCUCAAUAAGGAUGAGCCAAUAGUGCCAAAGCGGAAGGACUCCCUCCAAGCCCACAGUAAAGGCGGCAAGUUCUCCCAACACAAGAAGAACCAGUUGGACGUGUCCCCUCUCAGCAGCAACAACAGCAGCCCCCGCUCCUCCAACAAAAAUUUGUCGGGCAUGUCUUCCGAGGAGUCCCUGGCAACCCGGCUCCGCCCCGGCGUCAUGAACCACCUGCGGUCAGCCCGGACCACACCUAGUAACUUUCAGGAGGAGCUGAUGCGGCUCAUUGACCCGGACAUCUCGGAGAAGGAUCUUGCUACGUACACAUCCAAGGGUCCAAGUCAGCGCCGUACCAAGCGGAUCCAGCGAACGAUGUCUGAUGAGAGCCUUCACAGCACCAAGGGUACUAUCAGUGCUAGAGAUGUAAACCACAUUGGCAGUGACGUCAUCUUCACCACAGCAAUGCCAGCACAUGUGGCAACCACUCAGCAGGAUGAGCUCACCAAGGAACAGAGACUGUCGCCCAGAGCUCUGCUAACCUCAAAGUCUGCUUCCAUACGCCCACGAAGUCGAACUGCAGGAGAAGUACGAGGUCACAAGGUCCCCCUGCCUGAGUCAACAGCUGGACUUGACUGGUCGAAUCUGGUUGAUGUAGCUACCAAGGCCAUUGAAUGUGACUUGCCAGAUGGAAAUGGUAUGGACAUACAGAAUGAGCCACGAUCUCGGGCGUCCAGGGAAUUGUCAGAGGAUGUUCCUCCACCCCGUCCCCCAACCCCACAGGACAGUGCACUAGGGGCCACGUCAAGCAACAUGUCCAGCUGGCGGUCAGCUGGUCUGAGUCCACAGCAAGUGGUUGAGGAGCUCGAGAUGAAGGUAGUCCAGCUGCAGCAGGACCUGGAUAAGGAGAGACGAGAGAAGUCUGCUCUAGAGACCGAGGUCCAGCAGCUGAGAUCCGACAAUGUCCGUCUCCAGGAGGAGUCUCAGACAGCAGCGGCACAACUACGCCGCUUCACAGAGUGGUUCUUCAACACCAUCGACCGCCAAUGACUAGCACGUCAGUGUGACUGGAUCCAACUGGAGUUCCAGCAGCUCUGCAGGGAGUUGAAUCACCUACAGAAUGAAGACGACUGCUGAAAUUAUCUCCCCUAGAAAAGGGAGAUAACUGCUAAAAAGGAAGAGGAAGUUUUGUGCUUUCUGAUAAUGGCAUAAACUGCUUAAAGACACAAACAUUCUUAUGCUGGAGAGUUACUGCUGUGUGUAAUGGCUUUUGGAUUGCAACUGGACCAUUCUGGAAGUUUCAAACAUAAAAAGUACACAUUUUUUAAAGAGACAUUCCAACCAAAGAUAUAUGAUUUCUUCCGAAAUGACAGCGAAGAAAAGUAAAUUUGGGCUUAGUAUGUAACAACCACACAUAAAUCUUUCAUUAUCUGGUUUUGACAUUUCAUAUUUCAAACAGCUAAUGCAGAGAUUACAGCUUAAUUAACAGUUGUCUACAGGGUGUGUGGGACACAGUGGAAACAAGACAGACAUCGCUAGUUCUGUGCCAGUUACUGUGAUUUUUGUCACUGUUCCAGCUGCUGAGUUGUGCUGCCAUCGAAAUAAAUAUACAACUGAUUUCAGACUUUAUGACAGGUCACAAGAAAACUGACUUCAUUUUUCCUGAAUCCAGAUGUCCUUGUGCUACUUGCUACGAGUGUGUUGCUAGUGGAGUGUCAUUCAUUCUUUGCUGUUGGUGUAUCAGUACCAUCUUGUGUGUGUGUAAAUUCUGUCGUUGAUGUCUGGAUGGGAUAUUAUGUGACUGUUUGAUGGCCACUACAGCCAUUACGGAAACCAUGUGUCGCUGAAACUGAUGAAACCAUGCUGAAGUGAUAGUGGAACACCAAUCCAGAUGACAAACAGCAAAACCACAUUCAUUGAGACCCAGGGUUGUUGAACUGAAGGAAUAGUUCAACCAUUUCCACACCACUAGCACAUGGAAUCGCAUCCAUUGAAACACAGGGUGUUCAACUGAAGUAAUAGUUCAACCAUUUCCACACAACUAGCACAUGGAAUCGCAUCCAUUGAAACCCUGGGUUGUUCAACUGAAGUAAUAGUUCAACCAUUUCCACACCACUAGCACAUGGAAUCGCGUCCAUUGAAACCCUGGGUUGUUCAACUGAAGUAAUAGUUUAACCAUUUCCACACCACUAGCACAUGGAAUCGCAUCCAUUGAAACCCUGGGUUGUUGAACUGGUUGUUCAACCAUUUCCACACCACCAGAAUCUCAUCCACACAAACCAUGUGAUGCUGAAGUGAUAUCAGAAUCUGUAUCAAUGAACCAGCCAUUGCAGAUACCAUGUCUUACUGAAGUGGAAUUAGAAUUGAUAUCAAAGAACCUGUUGUCCCACAAACCAUGUGAUGCUGAAGUAACAGAAACACAUAUGUGCAAGCAACCAGCCAUUGCAGAAACCAUAUUUUCUCGGAAAAUGAAAAUGAAAGUCAUUGUGGCAUGUUCCCAGCAGCCAACAGAACUGAAAGUCAUUGUGCUCUUCCAGACUCCAGUCCGACAUCUUCUCCAGUCACACUGCCCUUCCCAGGGAGGAAGGGGAACUAUUUUGUGGGGAUUGUUACCCAGGCAUGAACCUAAGCACUACCCAUAAGGGGGAUAUACUACAUUCGUCCAAUGAGAUGAGUUUUACUUGGUGCAACAUUUUGUACAGGAUUUUUGACAGACGAGCUGCGAUGUUCAAACUGUGUAUAGUUGUCGGCUGUGCAGGUCAAGGCCAUGUUUAUAUUGCCUGUCUGCUGCCAUGGCACGUGUUACUUGUACAUUAACUCUUUAUAACCUCAUUGGAAUUGCCUCAUAAUAUACUUCCUCCAUAGACAUAUAUUCCUAGUUCGUAUUUCUUCAAUAUUAGAUUUAUGUACCAAUAUCAUUUAUAUUUUCCAUGUCUCUUGGCUUAUAUUUGUGAAGUGUUUUGACUAGAUAUUUUCAUCUAUUACAGUCCAAUACAUUUAUGUAUGACUAAAACAGGCUGAUACUUUCUUGAAAUCAUAAGAAAUAGGUUGUCUCCCCUUACUGUCCAAAUAAAACAGUCCAGUUGAUCUCAUGCAACCUUGACCUUGCAGUCUGGAUACUUAACCACUAGCUUGAGGAUCCAGUCAUGUAAGCUUUUUAUUGACUGGCGAACUCUGCUCUUCCCGAUAUGUGUAGGUCCAAUCUCUUCUGCUCAAAGACUGCCAGGAUUAUUAUCCUUUUAAAAUCCAAAAAUUCCUUAGGAACUUCCUGUCCAUAACUGUAACAUGUUGAUCAGAGGGAAAUAACUCCCUGCUUCUUGGAAAUGAUUAAAGGGAUUCCUUUUUCAUGUAAAUUAUGUAAAAUAGAUUAUCAUAGUUGCCGAACAGAGAGGGUAACAAGUUGCUAUAGAAACCUGAAAAUAGACAGUGUACUACUUCUGGUCAUGUUGUAAAAUGUUGUGUUAAACUGGUCUCAGAAUCUGUUUUCCAUCCAAGUGAAAUACUCUCUGUAUAGUCAGUGUAAAUAGUCUAACUUAUGCUUCCUUAUUCUUCUUUACAUAGUCUUAUGUCAAACAGGGAAUGGCUUCGUGGGAUGUAUUUGGGAUGUCUGUGCAUCACUGUAUGACUGUAAGUUAGUGGUGGGACGAUACACUGAUGCAUUGGUGGAUCGCGAUUCUUACUUCCCGAUACAAGUAUUUAUCACGGUCUCACGCUUAGUAAGAAAUUGAUUCUUACCAUAAAUGUUUGGGUUAAGAACUGUUACACCAAACACUAAAUAGUAGUGAAAAUUAGUAGUCAAAACAUAAAUAUUUUCAUCUUUUGUGCUAUACUUGACACUGCCAACUUUAAAUUGUCAGCGUGACAGGUAUUUGGCCAUCCUGUCUAUGAAAAAGAUGGCUUACUCAUCACAGAUAAGAGGACAUGCAAGUAUUGUGAUAGGUAUCGGUUCGUGAGCAAGGUAUCGUUAUACAUGUCGGACACACAGUUGGAGUAUCAUCCCAGGCCUAGUUUUAAGUAUUGUAAAGUUUAUUUCAGACCUGCUUAGAGGCCAAUCUGCUGCAUCAAGUCAGCAGCAAAUGUCAGUAGAAGAGGACAUUAUUGCAUUGAAUGCAAAGUUAAAAUACUCUGAAUUUAGAAGAAAGGAAUUUGUUUUUAAAUAUCAGUUGUAAACCAAAAAGAUAUUUUCCCAAUUUCCCUGAUUGUAUUAAGAGAUUGUGACAUUGUAUCAAUGUUAUAUUUUCUGACAGGAGUUUUCCAGCCACUGUUAGUAUAAUUCUCCCAAGAUGGUUAAAUUGCAUUGUAUCCCAUAGCAACCUUACUUGCGAGAUGUAUGUCAUACCAUCCCAUGUGUAUUGUAGCAGCUUUAGUGAUGCAGCUUGAGUUGUUUCAGGUCCAAGGAUGUGGGUUCCAAUCCUGUUUCUCACCAAUUAUGUUUCUAGGUUUGUCAGCACCAUACCCGUGCUCGUGGGUUUCACCAAAGUGGUAGACGUCUGCCUCACUCCAGGCUUUCCUCCUAUAUCAAGCUGACACACCAUGAUAUAACUGGAUAACUGUUCAAAGCAGUGCUAAAUCAAAUCCCUCACAAUUGCAAGGACUCCCUCUAUGUUUGAUAAACAUGGUUUUUCCAAAUGAAAACAGUCAUGACACACCAUUUGCAGAUGAUACAAUCUUAAGUACCAAGUCAAUUUACCUACACAACUACUUCAAACACUUCAUUAUUGAAGUUCUCUCCGUUUGGUUUUAACAACCAUUUGAGUAAUGUCCGUCCAAACAAGUUGUUGCUGUUAUUUUCCGCUGAAUAACAGGCACUUUGAACCACGUAUUAUCAUAUACAUUUCUCAUAUAUUAGGGAUGUCUGCUGGUAAGAACUGUUCUCUGCACUAAACAUUUAGACUAUGACCCCAAUCCGCAAAUGUAUCAAACAAAAUGUGAAAUAAUUCCCAUUUUAUAACAGGUCGCAUACUGCUUCUGGCAAAAGUUCAUGAAAGUAGUGUUGCAGCAUUCUUUGAACAGUGAUGUCAGUGCAACGUAACCUCAUUUUCGUGUUUGUUGGAAUGUUGCUGCACGUUAGAAAUCGAAGAAAUACAUAAAUCACACAUUUUAUAACUAUUUUGCUAAAGAAGCACAUUAACAUGUUUUCUAACAGGUGAACAUUUUUGUUGAUAUUAUUAAAACAUCAGUCAGAUACCAGUAAAUUGGCUUUUAUGCAGAACUGUAAAGUAUGAGUGAUUACCAUAUAGGCCCCUUUUAUACUAAAGUAUAUUGCAUUGUCAUUAAAGUGCAUCUCGCUCAAUAGAAUACACGCAAACCUUCACCUUUCAGUGGAUAAGUUAGAUUACGUCAUCUAGAUUUUAGAAUCGCCUGUCUUAGAAAAAGAUUAAUACUCUUAAUACAGACUAGCCGACAUCCGUAAGGAAAUAUAUGGUGACGAUAUACUUACUAUUAAUUAUGUAUCUAAUCAUAUUUUUUUUUAAGUCAAACUUAUUUACCGUACAUUGUAAGAUUUGUUUUCUGCAUGGUCAUGAAGUUGAAAGGCAAUUAUCAGUUUUCAAAUGUAUUCACCCAAGAAGACAUGCUAAACUUUCAUGUCUUUCCAUUGACUACACAUGUUGGUAUGACCGACUAUCAUCAUCAUUUUAUGGAUCUACGCAAUCAUGGUCAUCUCUCCCUAAGCUGCUGCCGUUUUGUGUGUUCUGAGUGAAAUGGAGACCUUCUCUUUGUUGUUUAGGUACAGUUUGAAAAUCACAAAUGGGCUUCAUAAAGCUAAAAUAACUCGUACUAUUAAUACAAAUUUACAGGUCCAUUCUGAUUACCCUUCUUUAAUCUUUAAUUUAACUUUGUUUCCUUCUUUAAAUAAUCCUGCAACCACAUCUGCGUUGUGAGAGAUGAAAGAAAGCUGUCAUUAAGAUGGGACUGCAUACAGGACUUGUGGGUAUAUGAAAAGAUAUACCAUUAUGAAGUGCUGUCCUUUGCUGAUGUAGAUGUUGAUACAGAUGCUGUCAAAGAUUUUGGAUUCCUAACACUAGAGCAGAAACCCUCAAGGAAAUCCUUUGAUUUAAAAAAAUGUGUGUUGUGUUUCAUAUACAACCACUAUAAUCUUCAUGUUGGUUGGUAUUGAUUGUGUACAGUGAUACCUUUGUGGUGUGGUAGAGCCCUGAUCAGCAAGCACCUGCCAGGAUAACUUUAACACGUGGUAGCUUUAACAUCUGGAGCAGUGUUCGAAAUAUACACAGGCAGGUAGAUCCCAUGUCGGGCCGUCGUUUCAAAGUUGUAGGAGUCCUUAUGGCCUGCAGUAAAUUUACAGGUCAAUUUAUUUGUCACAGUAGGCUGCAGUUUUUUUAAAUGAGGGCCUGAAGAGUUUAGACGGGGCCUGCACCUUCUGAAGUCUGUGGGUCCCAAUGACAACCACACAGUUAUUAUUUUAUUUCAAACACUGAUCUGGAGUGUUGUCAACAGUGAGAUAUCUUGAUUGUCUGUCCGCAUUCUUGUGUCUAAAAACACAAUCUCAUUAAUAUCAGAUCUUAGUUCUCGCUACUGCUAAACAAAGAUCUGAGGACAUCCCAUUACAGGUCACGUCAGACCGACCUUGCGCGAACUUUGACUGACCAAUGGAAUGACCAAUCAGAAGGCAGCUUUCUCGUGCUUUACGGCACUAAUUUCAAAUUGGUGACUACGGUUCAAAACAUAUUUUGGCGAAUUCUCGAUUACCAAAUUUGAAACCUGAACAAAAGAACAUUCUGGAAUGGCUAAUAGAUGGUCUAGAUUGUAUUGAUACAGUCGUUAAACCCGUAACUAUCGUUCGGAGUUAAAGUUUUCGAGGCUGCAUGAUCAGAGAUCACAUUCCGACUGUCACUUUCAUAAUCUGGUAGGCGAUGCUCUGAUUGGUCGGAAGAAAGGUCGUUCUGACGUGACCCGUAAUGGGAUGUCCUCAGAUCUUUGUUUAGCGGUAGCGAGAACUAAAAUCUGAUUUUAAUGAGAUUGCUAAAAACACUGCCAGCAGUAAAAAGGUGUAGCACAUUUCUAACUUUGUACCACAAACAAAUCAGCAUGUUAGACAAACCAACCACUGCGUUCGUGCUGCAUUUGAUAAAUUGUUACUUGUAACAACCACAUGUUACUCCAUUCACCAUGUUCACGUUCAGUUAAACUACUGUGUUUUCAUAAGCAAUAUUCAGUAUUUAUGUCAAGCUGAGGAAUGCGAAGCUGAACAUAUAAAUCAAUUUUUGACCUGUGAAAAAAACCGGUUGUGAAAAUUGUUAUUUUAUGUACAGCUAUGAAUUCCUGUUCAUAGACAGGAUGCAGAAAUGUGAUGCUGUUACCAAGGCAACUGGGAAUGUGAUAGAUUCAUCUAUGCAAUAACUCCCAUGAAUACUAUACCUGACACUGUGUCCAGUACAUCAAGGAAAGAGGGUUUGGUAUUUUAUAACCUUGAACAUAGGUUAUGUUCUGUCAGUCUCGGACGAAAGUAUGAUUAUGUUUGUCACAUCUUUGUACAUUCUGUAAUUGUGUUAUAUGUAAAGCUUGUAUUAAUAUGGCAGCCAGGGAUUAACUUUCCUUUGUCAAUGGAUAAUUGUAAAAUUUUGGGGAAGUUUAAUUCAGGAAAGGCACCAUAUAAAAGAUUAGAAUGCAGAUUAUAUUUUGAAAAGUGGCAUUGGGUAAAGUUAUUAAAUGUAUUAGUUUAAUAAAGGAUGUAUCUCUUGUCCUUUAGUCUAUUUAAGUGUUCCUGUGACUCUGAUGGUUGUGAACGCAGUGCUGUGCCAUGUGUUAUAUGCCAGGUUGUGCCGUUGACUUUUAAUUAACUGUUAAACAGAUUAUAACAUUGUUGACAGUUGUGUUAAGUUAACCCUUUGUUACUGAGAUUAUGUCUGGUUUAGCAGACAUUUUUCAGGUUAUUUUAACUAUUUUGUUGCAUUAGUCGGGCACAGAUUUCUGUAGGUUAAAGGGUUAACAUAUAGAAGAGAAUUUAUAUAUUUUCUAGACAACAGAUUCUGUUGAUAUCCAUCACUACAGAGCAGUAUUUUGUUUGUAUUUUUGUGUGUUUACUCUCAUCGUUAUACUCACAAUUCAUGAUUCCAAGCAUAACUUUCUGCUGGUGGUGAAGAGAUUUGUACAUUAAAACCAGAGGAAAAUCAAAGUGUGAGAGGCAAUGUAAAUUGAUAUUUAAGAAAUAAACCUUUUACAAACUA
Messenger RNA from Haliotis rufescens (red abalone), 12789 nucleotides. RefSeq names its product signal-induced proliferation-associated 1-like protein 1. Gene Ontology annotation, biological process: activation of GTPase activity; regulation of small GTPase mediated signal transduction. Gene Ontology annotation, cellular component: cytoplasm. Lineage: Eukaryota; Metazoa; Mollusca; Gastropoda; Lepetellida; Haliotidae. Gene Ontology annotation, molecular function: protein binding; GTPase activator activity. The coding region runs from base 674 to 5653 and encodes 1659 amino acids. The transcript has 27 exons. The record is from RefSeq and is a predicted model, not a curated record.